UGACUUGCGCACUAGGGAGCCAAGAGGGUGUAGUCGGACUCGCAGCUUUUUUCUUGCAAACUUUUUCAUGGCGCUGGACGCAUAGCACUGAUUCGGCGUUGGAAGGCUGGAAAGAACGAAAGAGGGAGGGAGAAAGAGGAAGGUUUUUUGUCCUCCAUGGUUUUAUUUAUUUUUUUAUUGAAUUGAGUUAGGUAGCUGAAAUAAAAAAGUUUGGAAGUGCGACAGUAUACGGAAAACGGUCCUAAGAUUUUACUCAUAAUGCAUCGGUUUAUUUGUGUUUUAACUACAUUGACUUGUUUGGUUGCGUACAGCAACGGUGCAAUGGAUGAAUGUACAGACGAUUCGAACCGUCCUCAGCGCUGUAUGCCAGAGUUUGUCAACGCUGCCUUCAACGUUACCGUCGUGGCGACCAACACUUGUGGCUCUCCACCAGAAGAAUACUGCGUACAAACCGGGGUAACGGGAGUCACCAAGUCCUGCCACAUCUGCGAUGCAAGGGACCCCAGGCAACACCACAGCGCCGUCUACCUCACUGAUUACAACAACCAAGCGGAUACCACUUGGUGGCAAAGCCAGACAAUGUUAGCGGGCAUCCAGUACCCCAACUCGAUCAACUUAACUCUUCAUCUUGGCAAGUCCUUCGACAUCACGUACGUGCGUCUGAAGUUCCACACCAGCCGGCCGGAGAGCUUUGCCAUCUACAAGCGCACGAGCGAGGACGGGCCCUGGCAGCCGUACCAGUACUACAGCGGCUCCUGCGAGAAGACCUACCAGAAGCAGAACCGCGGCUUCAUCCGCACCGGCGAGGACGAGCAGCAGGCGCUCUGCACCGACGAGUUCAGCGACAUCUCCCCCCUGACCGGCGGCAACGUGGCCUUCUCCACGCUGGAGGGCCGGCCCAGCGCCUACAACUUCGACAACAGCCCCGUGCUGCAGGAAUGGGUGACAGCCACAGAUAUUAGGGUGACUCUGAACAGGCUCAACACAUUCGGAGAUGAGGUUUUCAACGACCCCAAGGUCCUAAAGUCCUACUACUACGCCAUCUCAGACUUCGCUGUUGGAGGAAGGUGCAAGUGCAACGGCCACGCCAGCGAGUGCGCGAAGGACGGCGCCCACCGGCUGGUGUGCCGCUGCAAGCACAACACGGAGGGGGACGACUGCAGCGUGUGCAAGCCCUUCUACAACGACCGCCCCUGGAGGAGGGCCACGGCGGAGAACCCCAAUGAGUGCCUGCCCUGCAGCUGCAACGGCAAAGCCACGGAGUGCUACUUCGACUCGGAGCUGUACCGCGCCACCGGGCACGGCGGCCACUGCCGCCACUGCGCCGACAACACCGACGGGCCCAACUGCGAGCGCUGCCUGGACAACUACUUCCGCGACAGCUCCAACCGCUGCCUGCCCUGCAGCUGCAGCCCCGUGGGCUCUGUCAGUACUCAGUGUGAUAACAGCGGGCGCUGCAGCUGCAAGCCGGGGGUGAUGGGAGACAAGUGCGAUCGCUGCCAGCCCGGCUACCACAGCCUGUCUGAGGCCGGCUGCCGGCCCUGUGCUUGCAGUACCUUUGGGAGCACGCAGGAGUGUGAUGUGCAGACGGGACGCUGCCAGUGCAAGGACCACGUGGAGGGCUUCAGCUGUGACAGGUGUAAGCUGGGGUACUUCAACCUGGACCCCCUCAACCCUCAGGGCUGCACCCCCUGCUUUUGCUUCCAGCACUCGUCUGUGUGUGAUGUUGCCGACGGCUACAGCAUCCAGACCGUCACCUCCACCUUCAGCAGGGAUGCGGAGGAGUGGAAGGGGCAGCAGAGGGACGGCUCCAGCGUCCCGGUGCAGUGGUCCUCCAGCAGGAAGGAGGUGUCCCUGAUCUCAGACGACUACUUCCCCAUGUACUUCCUCGCCCCAGAGAAGUUUCUGGGGAACCAGCUGCUGAGCUACGGGCAGAACCUGACCCUGAACUUCCGGGUGGACCGGCGGGACACGCGGCUCUCUGCGGAGGACGUGAUCCUGGAGGGCUCCGGCCUGCGCGUCGCCGUGCCGCUCAUCGCCCAGGGCAACGCCUACCCCAGCGAGAACAUGCAGACAUACGUGUUCAGGCUUCACGAUGCUACAGACUACCCCUGGAGGCCCAGUCUGCCCCACUCCGAGUUCCAGAAGCUUCUCUACAACCUGACCUCGAUCAAGAUCCGUGGCACCUACAGUGAAAGGAGCGCUGGUUACCUGGACAACGUGUCCCUCAUGAGCGCACGUCGGGGUCCCGGCACGCCUGCCCGCUGGGUGGAGAGGUGCACCUGCCCCCAAGGGUACGUGGGGCAGUUCUGUGAGCAGUGCGCCCUGGGAUACCGGAGGAACCGGCCUGAGCUGGGCCCCUUCAGCGCCUGCGAGUCCUGCAACUGCAACGGCCACAGCGACACCUGCGACCCCGAGUCAGGGAUGUGUAACUGUAAGCACAACACCGCUGGGAUCAGCUGCGAGAAGUGCAAGGAUGGCUACCAUGGCGACGCCACCGCCGGAACCUCCUCGGACUGCCAGCCCUGCCCCUGUCCCGGAGGCUCCACCUGUGCCGUGGUUCCCAAGACCAGGGAGGUGGUGUGCACAAACUGCCCGACUGGCACCACAGGGAAGCGCUGUGAGCUGUGUGACGACGGCUUUUUCGGGGACCCCCUGGGGCAGAACGGCCCCGCCAGGGCCUGCCGGGUGUGCAAGUGCAGCAACAACAUCGACCCCAACGCCGUGGGCAACUGCGACCGGGAGACGGGCGAGUGCCUGAAGUGCAUCCACAACACGGACGGCUUCUUCUGCGACCGCUGCAAAGAGGGCUUCUACGGAAACGCCACGGCCUCCAACACCAGCGAGAAGUGCAAAUCGUGCUCCUGCUCGCCGUUCGGCACAGUGAACAGGCAGACCAGCUGCCUGCAGGUCACCGGGAAGUGCCAGUGUCUGCCGCACGUCACCAACCGCGACUGCAGCGCCUGCGAGCCCGGCUUCUACAACCUGCAGAGCGGGCGUGGCUGCGAGCGGUGCAACUGCAACGCCAUUGGCUCCACCAAUGGACAGUGUGACAUCAGAAGCGGUCAGUGCGAGUGCCAGCCGGGAGUCAAGGGCCAGCACUGCGAGCGCUGCGAGGUCAACUUCUUUGGCUUCGGGUCCUCCGGCUGCAAACCGUGUGACUGCGACUCCGAGGGCUCGCAGACCGCCCAGUGUAAGGAGGACGGCCGCUGCGAGUGCCGGCCUGGCUUCGUGGGGUCCCGCUGUGACAUGUGUGAGGAGAACUACUUCUACAACCGCACCCGCCCUGGCUGCCAACAGUGCCCCUCCUGUUACUCUCUAGUGAGGGAUAAGGUGAACCAGCAGAGACAGAAGCUGGAUGACCUGCAGAAUUUGAUUGACAACCUGGGCAACAACCAGGAGACAGUGAGUGACAAGGCCUUUGAGGACCGACUGAAGGAAGCGGAGAAAGCCAUCAUGGACCUGCUGCGGGAGGCCCAAACCAGCAAAGAUGUGGACAAAGGCCUGCUGGAGCGACUGAACGGCAUCAACAACACCCUCACCACCCAGUGGAACCGGCUGCAGAACAUCCGCAACACGGUGGACAAGACCAACGCGCUCGCCGACAAGUCCCGCAACCGCGUGCGCGACGCCGAGGACCUCAUCGACCGCGCCCGGGAGGAGCUGCAGAAGGCCAAGGACGCCAUCAGCAAAGUGGACAUCAAACCACCCACAAGCCCCGGGGAUCCGAACAACAUGACUCUUUUGGCGGAAGAGGCGAGGAAAUUAGCCGACAAGCAUAAGACGGACGCAGAUCAGAUUGAGAAGAUUGCCAAGGAUGCCAAUGACACCUCCACCAAGGCUCUCAACCUCCUGAAGACCACUCUGGAUGGAGAGACCAAGACCAACAGUGACAUCGAUGAUCUCACCAAGAAGUACAAUGACGCGAAAGAGCUGGUGACGAACCUGGAGAAGCAAGCCAACAAGGUUCACGCCGAAGCGGAGGAGGCGGGGAACAAAGCCCUGCAGAUCUACGCCAACCUCACCGGCCUGCCGCCCGUCGACACCAAAACCCUGGAGGAUGAGGCCAAUAAGAUAAAGAAGGAGGCUUCGGACCUGGAUAACCUGAUCGAUAAGACUGAGAAGGAGUACAUGGACCUGCGCGAUGAUCUGAAGGGCAAGGAGGCUGAGGUCCGAAAACUGCUGGAGAAGGGGAAGACCGAGCAGCAGACUGCAGAUCAGUUGCUCGCACGAGCAGACGCUGCAAAGGCAUUGGCUGAAGAGGCUGCCAAGAAAGGGAGGUCCACCUAUCAGGAGGCACAGGACAUUCUGGGGAACCUGAGAGAUUUCGACAGACGUGUGAAUGACAACAAAACUGCCGCUGAGGAAGCCAUGAAGAAGAUCCCCGAGAUUAACGCCACCAUCAUCGCCGCCAACGACAAGACGAAGCAAGCGGAGGGGGCGCUAGGCAACGCCGCAGCCGACGCCCGGGAGGCGAAGAACAAGGCAGAGGAGGCCGAGAAGAUCGCCAGCGCAGUGCAGAAGAGUGCCGCCAACACAAAGAAGGACGCAGAGAAGGCGUUUGAGGACACAAUGAAGCUUGAUGACGAGGUCAAUGGGAUGAUGGAUCAGCUGGCCGCAGCUGAGAAGGAACUGGCCAAGAAGAAGCGGGAAGCUGACGCGGAUAUGAUGAUGGCAAACAUGGCAUCAGACGCAGCUAAAGAAGCUGAGGACAAUGCCCGCAAAGCCAAGAAUGCCGUCAAGAGCGUUUUGAGCACCAUCAACGACCUGCUCAAGCAACUUGGUAACAUUGACAAAGUUGACCUGAGCAAGCUGGACCAGAUCGACGGGUCGCUGAAGCGGGCCAAAGAGCAGAUGGAGGACAGCGAGCUGGACCGCAAGCUGAACGAGCUCAACCAGGUCGCCAAGAGCCAGGAGGACAUGAUCAGCGACUACGAGCGGCAGAUCAACGAGAUCCGAGCCGACAUCACCAACCUGAACGACAUCAAGAGCACGCUACCGCCCGGCUGCUACAACACCGCCUCGCUCGAGCGGCCUUAACCCCGCCAUCCCCACGCCCCCCCCUCCCCUUAUCCCUCUCCUCCUCUCCCUCCAUCUCUACACUCCUCCCUACCCCGCGUCUAACACUCUGGCAGAAUGCCACUUUUUACCAAAACGAUCGUUGUUGUUUUUUUCGUUUUGUUUGUUUGUUUUAUUGUUUUUUGGAUUUUUUUUUUUUUUUUUGCAAGAGAAAAGCCACCAACGUUAGGGUUAAUGGGACGGUGGGAUGCUAAAGGAAAGGACCGCAGGGUGAAGGGGGAAGUAGCGCGGUAUAUACCCCACGGAACUGCACCACGACCUGCGCCUGCGCCUUUACCAGUCCACUCAAGCCCCUCCCCCUGCCCUCCCGUUUGGAGGGAAAAUAAGCUAUACCAGCGCGUUGGCCGGACAGAGUCACCCUCGGGCUUUGCUUAAUCAUAUCGGUAUUAUCCCAUUAUGGUUGGUACACCAACGAUUCAGAAACCAAGCAGUGAAGGACUCCUGUUUUUAUUUUAUUUUAAUUAUUAUUAAUAAAAUUAAUAUCUAAUAACUCCGUAGGGACAUGCCCUGCAUUACAUCGGCUAUACCUGCCCCAGCACAGUAUUCAGUGUAUACACCGUAUAUACACACAGGAACUUGUCAGUGGUUACCCUGUAUAUACACACAGGAACUUGUCAGUGGUUAUACCAUAUAGACACACACAGGAACUUGUCAGUCGUCAUACUGUAUAUACACACAGGAGCUUGUCUGUGGUUAUACCGUAUAUACACACACAGGAACUUGUCUGUGGUUCUUCUGUAUAUACACACAUGAACAUCUGUGUCUGUACUGUAUCUGUGGACAGAUUAACCUGUCUGUCUGUGCCAACUACACACAGGGCCUGUCUGCACACACCUGAACGCAAUUGAGAGCCGAGUAAAGUCUUACCAGAGAUGGGGGCCGGUGUUAAGACGGGGUGACAUUAACUGUGAAACAUCUGAACACAGUAUUUUUUUUUUUUUUUUUUAAACCCUACAGAAUCUUUUUUUUUUUUUUCCUGAAGCUGCUGUUUAAUCCAGGUGUAUUGCGAAUCAGACAUUAACAUUUUUAUUUUUUGAAAAGGCAGAACUCAAAACACACGUACACACAUACACACACUAUGCAACUUUGUACAUUUGCGUAGACUAUACCUGAUACACUGGUGCUAAUUAUUAUUUCAAAUGUUAUAUUUUUGUGUGAAUGUUUUUUUUAUGAUAUAGAGUGAGGAAAUGUUAUUGUCAUGUAAAUGUAAAUAUGCUUAAAUGAUUCAGGACUGACUGAAAUCAUAAAGAAAUAUGAUUAGGAAAAAUAAAAGAAAUCCCACCAGCCUCCUCGAAAAAGUCCUGUCACGAAAAGCAACAGAAACCUCCACAUAAUAUAUAAAUAUAUAGAAUAUUUCUGUGGUAUUACCUGCUUGCUUGUAUACAUGGCUCUGUGUUGCUGCAUAGAUCUGCCGUACGUUCUGUUUUCAGUGAGGGGUUACGGAUGAACCGCGAGCGUACUUUUCGGUCAAGGUCUCCCCCCCCCCUGCCCUUUCGCGGGAGGCCCGAGUUAAAGUACUGCCACGUUUGAAGCCACUUGUGAUAAGCCAGGCAUUUCAUUUUCACCGCAUAUGAAAUGAACAUCAGUUAUGAGCAGCCAUUUAACAAUUUUAACAGUAUUCUGUGCCUUUAUACUUGGUCAUAAUCUCUCCACAUAAUUCAUAUAAUAUUAAUAUAUUGCUCCUGUCAAGGACACCUAAUCUAUAUUUCACACGCAGUGCCUUUAUUGUUAGUAAUUUAACCAAUGCACACACAGAUAAGUAUGAUUUUUUUAUAUGCAUACAUACCUGCAUACAUAUAUGCAUGCGUGCAUACAUGUAUACGUAAAAAAAUAAACAUGGGUCGGGCCUCUAUUCUGUGCCCAUAGGUUUGAUUAUACAAAUGUUACAUUUGGAAGGAAAACCAUACUAUGCGACUGCACGUGUCGGUCUUCCUACCCACAUUGCUUACGAACGGCUAAAAGGGUGUAGCAUCGGCUGGGUCCUCGCUCCUCUGCAUGAGGUGAGGGUUCGUUCAUGGUCUUUUCCCGCAUUUCUUUCGUUCAGUAGGUCAUCCCUGCAGAGAGCAGUAGACCCCUGUGUUAUUGGGAGAACAUGCCAUGCAGUGGAAGUGGUGCAGGGUUACCCGGCUGAGCGGUAGGCCAGCUAGGACACCCCCCCCCCCCCCCUUAUACCGGCUGUGCAACACGUACACCCCUGUGUAUAAAACAGUAUUUCUUAUUUAUAAAGUCUCAAGUGUGUGUAAUCUUCCUAGAAUACAUGUGUGUUGCACAGACUUGUGAACAUAUGGCUAUAGAGGGCACUGCUAAUAAUUAAAAAAAAGAAAUCCCAACACGUUUUACCAGAUCACAGUGUCAUUAUAAAGGCCUGAUAAACUCUUGUUUAUUACUUAUUGCCUGUAAAUCAAAUUGUACCAUUAAAAUAUUAAAUGUUA
Messenger RNA from Anguilla rostrata (American eel), 7511 nucleotides. RefSeq names its product laminin, gamma 1 (gene lamc1). Gene Ontology annotation, cellular component: basement membrane. Gene Ontology annotation, biological process: tissue development; animal organ morphogenesis; substrate adhesion-dependent cell spreading. The record is from RefSeq and is a predicted model, not a curated record. The transcript is spliced from 28 exons. NCBI's taxonomy places the organism in Eukaryota, Metazoa, Chordata, Actinopteri, Anguilliformes, Anguillidae. Bases 259 to 5040 code for a protein of 1593 amino acids.